This is a messenger RNA of Coregonus sp. 'balchen', 1321 nucleotides long. Lineage: Eukaryota; Metazoa; Chordata; Actinopteri; Salmoniformes; Salmonidae. The record is from the annotation of a GenBank genome assembly.
AUGCUGACCUGGAGCAGCUCUCAAACUCAGAAGAUCAAAUCCAUUUCCUCCAGGUGACAUCUCUAAAUUAGGUGUCCCCCAAAAUACUCUGUAAUGGCUAUCUCUGACUAGACUUAUUUCUCAGUGAAAUGAGCUUGAUCUAAAGUAAAAUUAGUUUUUCAAACAUUUCCCUCUGUAGAGUUUCCAGUCUCUCUACUGGAUCUGAGGCCUGUCUAUCCAUACAUCUCCUAAAGGACAAACAUUUUCACAGACGCUCUUAUCCGAAACAACUUCCAGGAGCAACUACGGUUAAGCGCCUUGCUUAAGGGCAUAUCAUCAGAUUUUUCACCUAGUCUGCUCAGGGAUUUGAACCAGCAACCUUCCGGUUAUUGGCACAACUCUCUUAACUUCUUGGCUACCUGCCACCCUACAGUUCCAAGUGAAACUCUACACACCCAGUGAAAGUCUACAUAUCCCUUGCAGUGUAAAUACACAUACAUCACUGCUUAACAUUUUAUUUAAAAAAUGAUUAAACUGGAUUCCCAGUUUGUAAUAAAUUGGCAAAAAAAAAUCUAAAUUCUGUUUUUGCUUUGUCAUUAUGGGGUAUUGUGUGUAGAUUGAUGAGGAUUUUUAUUUAUUUAAUCAAUUUUAGAAUAAGGCUGUAACGUAACAAAAUGUGGAAAAAGUCAAGGGGUCUGAAAACUUUCCGAAUUCACUGUAUAUGAAACCGAUUAGCAAGGCAUAUCGGUUUAUCCUUCCUGCAGUAUUAUGUAAAAAGCAUACAUGACCGUUCCUGCAUGUACAAAACCCUCUCACAGACCUUCUUACAGGCUUUCAACUUAACAUACUUAGGGCAACAUUUUCAUAGGACAAAAUAAUUGUGCAAAGUGCAAAAAUGACCAUACACACAAUCAUAUUCUGACAGCUUGAUUUAAUUUGAGACAAUUCUUCAACAAUGUGCGUUAUAAGAUGAGUCGGUCUGUCUCCAUAGUGACUGAUGUUCAGAUGGAACGCCCUGUUGAGCCCAAGACCAGAGAGGAGUUAUUAGAAUGUGAGUAAAUUGAAGCACACACACACACAUUCAUUUUCAAUAUCUUUAUUUCUCCUCUUCUUAGACUCUUGCCAGCUGACAUUGGAUCCCAAUACAGUAAAUUAAUUUGUGUCUGUCUGCGGGGUACAGAAAAGUGACCACAAAUGUUCCUAUUCGGACCAUCCAGUCAGAUUGAUCAACCACCCCCAGGUGCUGUGUAGAGAGGGUCUGUCUUGUGCCUGCUUCUACUGGGAGGUAGAGUGGAGUGGGCAAUCCGCUAAUAUAGCAUUGUCAAAUGAAGAGAGCAUGAAA